This is a messenger RNA of Cladophialophora immunda, 10057 nucleotides long. RefSeq lists its product as uncharacterized. NCBI's taxonomy places the organism in Eukaryota, Fungi, Ascomycota, Eurotiomycetes, Chaetothyriales, Herpotrichiellaceae. Gene Ontology annotation, cellular component: membrane. Bases 151 to 9852 code for a protein of 3233 amino acids. The transcript has 2 exons. Gene Ontology annotation, biological process: fermentation. The record is from RefSeq and is a predicted model, not a curated record.
CGGGUUCGCUUUCCGUUGCAUGCCCUCGAGGUACUUUUGGCAGCCGUCUUCGAUUACUGUGCGGUCCUGCAAACGCAACAGACGAUGCGACCACUCUUGAAACAACGAUAACCAUGGGCGCGUCGUCGCAUGGUAGUAGCCACAUGAAUCAUGUCGGAUUUGGAUGACCUGGUCGGGGCUCCCAUCUCGAGGAAUACCUCUUUCAACUGGACCUGGUUCAUCGAACUCGCCACCUGCUCUUGCUUGACGCUCUUCUUUCUCUUCUACUUCAAUCGCCUGUUCGCAACCCUCGUUUCUUACGGGCUGCGAGCCUUUACUUGGCACAAGUACCGAGUCUGGAUUGACAUUCAAGCACUUCAGCUAUCCUUCUUAGCUGGUCGAAUCUUCUUCAAGGGCAUCCGCUAUCACGCCGAGAAUGAAACUGUCCUGAUCCAGCAUGGCUACAUCACUUGGAGAUAUUGGCAAUCUUCCUCGCGACAGGUAGAUCUGACAGGGUCGGAAUUGGAAGAGGAGGACUCUGUGCUCAAGGAACAGAAAUUGUCACCUGUGGACGGAUCUGAGGAGUCGGAAACCCCCUUUCAAGACCCCGAGUAUGGCCGUUUCAGGAGGAAAACGAUUGCGGACGCCCGGAUCUCGGCCCAUAUUUCUGGCUUGGAAUGGUUUGUAUACAACAGAACGCCCGUAUACGACUCCAUUGUCGAAGAUGUCUUGAACCAUGAUCUCAAGGACGGUGGCCCACAGAAUCAUACUACCGGGCAGAAACACGAACACAAGCUGGGCAAGCUGCAUCUCCGUAGGGACAAGGCAAGGCCUCAUUCGAAAGAAGCUACUUCCAGCGACAUCUCCGCGGACAGUCCGCUUAGCGAAAAGGCUGACCGAAUCUCACCAUCGAGCGAUUUCGCUGUCCCUAUCGUACGGGCUGAUACCUACGCCAGUGUGGCCCCGGACACAGAGCGACCCACUGCAGAUAUACCGUCCUUUUAUCCCUGGAUUCUGCGAGCCCUGCCAAUUGCUGUCGAAUGCUCAAAGGGGGCAAUAUCGCUUGGAAAUGAGAACACACGGGCGUUAGUCGUCACCACCUUUGCAGCCGCCAAAGGUCAUAUUGAUGCAAGCGCGUCGAGGUCGUCGGAUUUCUUCCGGCAGGUGUUCGACUUUACUAUUGACCAUCCCAAAGUCGAAAUGAAACCUAACCCUGACUUUCGCAGAACUCAGUAUGUCGCUGCGGAGAGGAUAAUAUCAGCUGCAGAGUCUCUGAACUAUCGACGACGCUGGUGGCAAGUGAACUUCGGUUUGAGGCGCAGAAUCGGUAAGGCUUUCCGUGGUCUCAAGCGUCUUCUGCCAGGCUUAGGCAGCUCAAGGGGCUCGCUACGGACCACUGCAUCGCAAGACGGUGAAACCAAGAAGCACUAUCCCUAUGACGAGUUCCAGAAUGAGAAUCGAUCGUGGCAUGGGCUCGGCAGGUAUCUAGAUGAGGAUGAGCGCGACGAUCACGAAGGCUGGUCUCAUGUGGAAUAUGCCAGGUUUUCACAAAUCCUGGACUCGCCGGCGGUUCACUUCAAGUUCUUCUGGGAUAUGCCGGGGAAGGUUUCAGAAGAAGAUGUGGAUCUGGCCCGACACGCACAUGUUGACGAUAUCAACAUGUCGAAGCCACCGGCCUACGGGAUGGACCUCACUGUCAAAGGUGGCUUUGUAAACUACGGCCCUUGGGCCGACCGCCUUCGCAUUGAAAUCCAGUCAACGUUUUUCCCAAACCCCUAUCGAUCAGUGUCGCCAGCUCCACCUGUCAAAGUAGGCGACGUGCGGCAAUACACGGUAAUGACAAUACGCGUUGACCUUGAAGAUGAAGUUAGCCUCCGUGUACCGACGAAAGAACGCUCGAAAGAUUGGCAGUGGAGAAACAGAGCGCACGCGGUCAGGGAAGCUGCCGCCGUACGGAAGCAACGUGAAAAGAGACAUUUUCGAUUCCGUCGCUCGCCCAAGACAAAACUUGGCCCGGAUAUCCGCCCAUUCGGCUGGUUGACCGUCUCAGCAGGACAGGAUUCGACGGUGCGAUACGACAUGGACAUGGUCCCGCGACCAGAAGGCUACAGAAAUCACCUGCGACUUGACCUCAAGCACACGAAAGCUACUUCUAGCGUCAAUCAUGCAUUGCUCUGGCGUUGUCCCUCACAGAAGGUUUCAUGUGACCUGUCCAACCCUCUGGUGUGGAACGCCCUUCACACCUGGGUUUUUGACAUUGAAAGCAGUGCCAUGGAGAUGUUCAUCUUGAGAGACCACAUGAUUCUGCUAACAGAUCUUGUUAGCGAUUUUACAGCAGGCCAGAAGCCGGACUACAUGACCUUUGUACCUUUUGUCUAUCGACUCCACUUGGCGUUUCCGGAUCUCAAGCUCUAUCUCAAUGCAAACGAUUACAACAUUAUUGACAACCCAUGUGACCUUGAAGAAAACGCAUUCUUAGUCCUAGGAUUUCAGUCGCUGGCUGGAAAUGUGGAUAUUCCCAUGCAGUACUUCUCGCCUCGUCAAAGCAGCGUCAAAUUCAUUGGCGAGGGCCAUAAUGCAUCCCUGGAACUCAUCACACCGGUGUGGAAUACGAUCAAUACUCUUGCUGAGGACACAACGAUGAUGACCCUCAAGCUGCUGAAUCUCGAGGGGUCUUACAACUACUACCCCAAUGUGUCUCCCGGCUUGACAGAUUCUCUGUUCAUGACCAUUACAGGGUAUGCGCCCAAGUUCUUUUUGCAUGGGUAUCUCAUCCGCUAUUUUGUGAAUGUCAAGGAGAACUACUUUGGUGAAGAUCUGCAUUUCAGGACAUUGGAGGAGUACCAGGACAUGUUAGCUGGUAACGAGCUCCAGCGACCGCGACCAAGCAGCAAAAAAGACAAUGACCUCGAUGUCAUUUUGACUAUUCGAGCCGAGAACUCCUGCGUGCUGUUACCUGCGAACAUUUAUUCGCAACGAGAAAACGUCCGUGUGGACAUCCUUCUUGUCGAUGCCGACAUGCGCUUUACCAACUACUACAUGGACCUACAGGUUAGCUCGAGUCCGCUCGAGGCCUCGCUUGAGUCUAUAACCGUUAAGGGAAACGAUCCAUCAAGCGCAAUCACGAAUUGCCAGUUAUUCAUUAAUGGUGCCUGCGUGUACGGCCAUAGACUUUUUGGGGCACCCCCUUCGGAGCCCACGUACGCCUGUCAUUGGGAUAUUGACGUUGGCGAGAUCACCGGCGAAUGCUCUUCCAAGUUUGUUCAGACCCUAAUCAAUUCCAUCAUGGCAUUCAUCUACACACUGGACGACGAUGAAAACUCUUUGCCACCUUUCAAUCGCACAGCGGUUCACGACGUGACCUUCCUCAGGGCCAAUCUUGCCGGUCUCCGUCUUUGGCUGAUAUCGGGAGGAACUGCCUACAUGCUGGAGCUUUCCGAAUCUGAUAUCUCAUUCAGCGACUGGGCCAACUUCAGCUUUGCAAAGACGUUGCGUGCCAGUGUCCCUCGGAUUGCUCUCGCAGCUGUGGAUUACAAAGGCGCUCUGCGACAUCACGAUCGAAGACCAGGCCCGGUAGAGACGUUUGCCUGUUUUGAGACCUCUCUUCGGAUCGGGACGCUGGACAAGACAGAUAACCUUGCGCAUACUCGCGCUUUGCAACAACAGCAUAUUCGCUAUCAUGACCAACGAACCCACCGUGCAGAUUGGGUGUUAGAUCCUGGUAAGCAUUACGCGUCGAAUCAUAGGAUACCUGACUGGGCCCGUGAUCCGCCAGCCAUGCCCGUGCCCUCAAUGCCCGAACCCAUCGGAAGAGUAGAGAAAACGACGUUCCCGGAAUCGAGGGACCGUAAUGGUCGGAGACGUGGUCCUGGACGACAAGCCUCCUUCAUAUCAGCAUCGUCGACUCCGUUUCGAAAAGGCUUAUCCGUCGAGUCUCGCGUACGGAAUCAGCUAGAUCAUGGCCCUGCAGGAUCCUGGCCACCGCCGUCAGACAAGUCUGGUCUAAGCCGUGAAGAUCUGAAUCGUCUUCGUUCCAGAGAUCGAGAUGUGCAUCAGGCAUUGGUGACAUUCUCCAGUCCAUGGUCCCCGCCGCACUUUACACUGCACGACGUUGAACCUAAUACCAAAAAUCUGCCCCGACUGCCUGACUUGGAUCCUGCUCAGUUCCCAUCCUUGACUCCGGCGGCCACCAAAGAUUCUGGAGCGAUACCAGACGAAUUCGAGGAAACGCCACAUAACGGCGUUGUCUUUAUGGUCCAGGAUGGUCUGACCGGGUUUUGCACCCCCUCUCUCUUUCUUUCAAUAGGAGAGUUGAUCCGAGAAUUGAAUGAAGAUCAUCCAGUCGACCAGCUAGACAAAGUGCAAAUUACGGUAAUGAAGCGAAUACUAGAAACUCACAAGCACGACGAUAAAGGACACGUUGUGGACUUCGCUGUCCAGCUGCCCUAUGCACAUAUUCGGCUGAUUAAUGGCCUACAAGGAGAAGGCGAGAGCGAUACACCAGUUCCGAGGGAAGACCAAUACGACGUGAAACUAAGGAGCUCACAGUUGUUCUACCGCCUCUUACAUCCAAAGACCAGUGCAAGGCUGGAGCCCACCCCCCCACACAGUCAGCUGGCAUAUGGUUCGAUUGAAAAUCUCUCCGUGUCUGUAAGGGACGAUAGCUUCGCAACCGAGAGAGCUUCUGCUCAGACCGCAGUAUCGCUCGCGAACGUGGGAUUCUGGUUCUGCAUGAAAGAAGAUAUCAAUUCAAAAUUACAGCUGAGCAACUUCGACGUGGUCUUGUGGGCGGAUCAACUAAACAGCAUGGCAGGGCUGAUUCAGAGGACAGUGUCAAUGGUCGAUCGCAUUGUCGAUGCAUUCGAAGGGCUUGACCAGAGCUAUAAAUCAAGGCACUUGAUCUAUCAUCUAACCCAAGCAGGCAACGCAAUCUCGGAUCCUAUCUUUCUGACAAGGCCCUCAUAUGUGCUCAGAAGCGCGGAUAAACAUGUCCGUCUGAGCGACUCCUGGAAGAUCAUUUCGAGGCUCAGAUACAUAUUCUCCACUCUCGAGAAAGAACACGGACGAGACUUCAUCGAAAAGUGCGGCUGUGAAGAUCUCGAGCUGAAAGAUCCAGCCAAACUCCAGGUGCUUUCUUCUUUUGAGGAGUGGCGAGGCUGGGAUUAUGCACGAGAUAAAGUGCCCAUCAUGAGCUCACUUUUCGAAUGCGGCCAUGUCCAAGCGUCGGAAGCAUUCGACAACAAGCUCGUUGUACAGACGGAAAUCAUCGUGGGAAAAUUUGAAAUUAUCUUGGAUCCCGGCCCUCGUCAGAGUGAUCUUGCUCUACUCGGCCUCGACUUCAACGUCAUCCUGCGCCCUGCAGGUACCUCCGGGAUCGGCAGCAACGCGCGGAGAAUCAUCCUUCAAGCCUACACUGCAGACACAUCUCUCCAUCUCAAUUGGGCCCUGGUUGAACUCGCACGUCAGGUCAUUGAACUGGGUAACCCUCUGGCACUGAGAACACAAAACACCCAUAAUUCCAUCGAAAAGACAGCGCAAAACCUGUCUGCAAAGAGAAACCACUUUACAGUUAUGGUGGGAGCGGAUGCAGCCUCCGUUUACCUCACCACCAUCAACCUCAAGCUCAAAUGGGCGGCCGAAAGCUUUCGAAGCGGCGUUUCUUUCUCCAACGGCGGUUCACAGCCUACGAUUUCCUCCUUUACGAUUGCAGCAUACACAGCAAUGGCCAAGUUCAGAGGUCAUUCCCACACCUUGAUGAUGUGGCGACUCCGCAUGCCAAAGCUCUAUGGGUCGGUGUGGCCACAGCCGCCCGCCAGCUCUGGAGAUCAAAAGAUGGUUGUUCAGCUCUGUGCAGCCUCGCACAAGUUUCGGUUUCAGAUGAAGGAAGAUAUCGUCAAGCUGCUUGUAGUCGCCGACUCUGUUGUCCGCGAAGAAGUCGCGACAAUUGUCGAUCUGGUCCACCAGGUUCCCAGCGCAAGCGGCAACAAAGUCCAAAAGGUCUCAAGCUCCAACGAUGCUCUCAAUCUUGAUCUACGCGUGGCCAUGUUUUUGGACGACUACAGGUUGAAUUUUGUGAUUGUUCCAUCGCUGCACUAUGCAAUUGCUGGGAACGUGGCCCGUACAUCAAUCAUCCCACGGCGAAAUGGAGGGUUGGACGUCAAUUUCGACAUUAAAGAGCACGAGCAUUUGUUUGAAGUACCGCAGGAUGCGUCUCGGGGCAAUUUGUCUCUCUUGAAGAUGCCGCCAAUCAAUGGGCGACUAUCCGUGGCUCAGACAGAUGCCCUUGUUUCCGUCCGGGCGCGCAUGACCGUCGAACAAAUCAAUCUGGAAGCCUCGGGCGUACGAGCUUGCUUCGAUGCGCUGAACCAGCCUGGCGUGAUCCACCUAAUACUAGAUGCCAGGAGAGCCAUGCAGCAACUGCAAGAGUCAAUUGAUCACGUAACGGGUGGAAAAUCCAAACCCAAGGUGGAAGAACCAGCUGACGCGACUCUUUUGCUUCGUUACGCAAUUCACGGAACCCUGGCAGGGAUCAGGAUUCACUUUAGUGCUCCGUCUGUCAGGGAAGACCAGGACUACCGGGCCGACAUGGAGUUCGGGCUUCAAGGGACGACAUUACACAUCCAUAACGAGGCAGAGAAUCCAGACUCGAUCCAUGAACGGCCACAAUUUAUCCUCAACUCUCAGGGCGUCGGCGUUGGACUCUAUCGCAGUACAAGAUACGAGCGAACCAAUUUUGGAUCCUGUACCAUAGGCCUGAAAGCCUCUGGAAAGACCGAGACAGUCGGAAAUUCGGGGACUGUCCAGGUUUAUAGGGCUUGGAGCGAUGGAAUUGCCGUUGAGCUUUUCGAGGAGAGUGCUACCCUGGCGGUCGACAUUAUUGCAUUUUUGCAAGAUCGGAUCAAGUCUCUCAAACUCGCUGAUGAUGGAGAGAACAUCCAACAUAUCCGGAGGAUGACUACUGCCGGUAUCGCAGACCGGCUGAAGCCCAGAGAAGCUACGGAUGUGGCCAGUGAAGCAGCUGAGAGCAUCGACGGCGCAUCAACUAUCCUGUAUGCGUCAACCUACGCUCUUGAUCUUGAGGAUAUUAUGAUCCGAUGGAACUUGACGCGAAGUCCUGGGUUAUCAGCCUCCCGUGAGAUGGAAGACCUGGUUUUCUCGAUCCGAAAGGUUGAUCUCAAGACCCGGCAAGAGGGCACCGCUCGAUUAUCGAUAUUGGACACGCAGUUACAAAUUGUCCCACAGUCACAGUCGAAGAGCCCUGUCGCACGGACAGCCAACUCUGCACUACUACCGGAAGUGGUCUUUGCCACAGCCUACCUCUCCACGAAGCAUGAACGACGCUUUGCAUUCCAAGCAAAGGGGAAGGCCCUGGACCUCCGGCUUGCUUCCGACUUCGUGAUUCCAGGUCACGCCUUACAAAAAUCCCUUGGCAAUGCCAGCGCGGAGUUACGCAGAGCGAAGAGUUUCCGUGAGACCAGUCCGGCAACACCCCAAGCCUCUCAGAUAGAUCUGUUGGGUGGGAAGCGACUGGCAUCGCUCCUAGUUGACGCCGAUUUUGCCGGGGCUGUAGUCCAUAUCAGUCCUCGCACCGAAGCCGAACACAAGAGCUCUGUGUUUGGGUUCUUGAAAGGGAAGAAACGAUCUCGAGCGGGCCGAUAUGGUCAAGCAGUUCAAGGAGAGGACGUUUCGUCGGCCGUGUUGAAAGCACCUGGUGUUGCUCUCAAAGUCGAGUACAAAGACGACAACAAAGACGAUCCAUCCCUUAGCACCGAGGUCAGAGUCGCGGCGUCUUCGAAUACUCUUUACCCUACCGUGGUGCCUUUGAUACAAGAGAUAUCAGCCAGUAUCAAAGAGAUUAUGGGCGACGAUCAGCCUGGGGACACUGAGCCUAGCGCAUCGCCAGAUACUCGCAGCUACCUCUCUGAUGCGACUCUCAGCAACUCGAACCCGAGUGCCAUUUUUGGUCGCUGCAAGUUGAAUGCUGGACUUUAUAUACAGCCACAGCAGUUCAGCUUGAGCUGUCAACCUAUUGCAAGAGUGGCGGCCACAGCCAGAUUUGCAGAUAUAUUCGUCAGGGUCAAUACGGUAUCUGCCCCUGACCAAGAACGGUUCUUUGCGAUUCAGACGACGUUCAAUAAGCUUGCGGCUUCCGUCCAACACGUUUACUCCCGAGAAUCAACCGCCAGCUUUGAAGUGGAUUCCAUCGUCAUGUCACUGAUGAACAGCAAGCAUGUGAGUGCUACGACCGGAGUCUCAGUGGUUCUCAAUAUCAGUCCUAUGAAGACGGACAUCAAUGCAAAGCAGCUUCAAGACUUUCUUCUCUUCCGUGAAAUCUGGUAUCCUCCAGAGCUUCGCACCAAGUCAAAACCAGCUGCGCCUGUUGCAUCUCCGCUAGAUCAACAGGCCUAUGCAAUGCAACGCUAUCAGGAGUUGUCUGGAAAGGGCACCUUACCAUGGCAUGCCAUAGCGUCUGUGCAAGAAGUCCAGCUCCAAGUCGACCUUGGCCAAGGGCUCGGCAAAUCAGUCUUCACCAUCUCCAAGCUCUGGGCUUCGUCGAGAAAGAACAGCGAUUCCGAGCAAAAUUUGUGCAUAGGGUUCGACAGAGUCGGGGUCGAUAGCACAGGGCGGAUGAGCGGGUUUAUUGAGCUGGAAAACAUGCGAGCACGGACGUCAAUCAAAUGGCCAGAAGAUGCAACGGCAAAGAGACGUGCUCCUCUUGUCCAAGCUUCUAUCGGGUUCGAACAUUUCCGAGUGAAGGCUGCCUUCGAUUACCAGCCCUUCGCAGUAGCCGAUAUCUCUUUCUUCGAAUUUUUGAUGUACAAUGUGAGGCAGGGUCUUGGGAACGACAGCGAUCGGCUGGUCGGGCUCGUCGACGGAGGCAAAGUCCAAGUCUUUUGUACCACGGCGACUGCGGCUCAAGGGCUAGCUCUCGUGCAAGCAUUCGAACGAUUGAUGCAGGAAAAACAUGAAGCAUACGAGACGUCACUCCAGGAUUUGGAUAAGUUCCUUCGAAGGAAAUCGAUGUUCCCAUCCAGCACUUGGACAACUCCAGCUCCAGCCAGGGAACGCAAAGAGAAAGCUGUUGCAAAAGGCACGUUCGCGCUGCACACAGACGUCGUUUUGACAUUGGGCGCUCUCGAUGCGGGUGUCUUCCCAAACACGUUCUUCGACAAUCAGAUUCUCAAGGUCGAGGCAACCGACGUGCAGGCAAGGUUUGCGGUGGCUACGACGGAAGGCAAAACUCACAGUGCCCUAGGAAUGACGCUAGGACAACUCAGAGUCGCCCUGUCGAGCGUCAAUCGGGCCACCACAAAGGCCCUGAGCGAGGUCUCGGUCCCCGAUGUCAUUGACAGGGCCACCACCUCUCGCGGCGGGACGAUCGUCAAAGUGCCUCGUCUCGUGUCCGCCAUGCAGACGUGGCAGGUCGCGGACUCCAACACGAUUGAAUACACCUUCCGGAGCACCUUCGAAGGCAAAGUCGACGUUGGAUGGAACUAUGCGCGAAUCAGUUUCAUCCGGGGCAUGUGGCAGGCCCAUUCCCGUGCUCUGGCCCAGCGCUUAGGGAAGCCGCUACCUCCAUCUGCCAUCAAGGUCACAGCGGAGCCGUCCCAAGAGGGUGAAAACGGGCGCCAGGAGAAGAUCACGGCGGUUGUCAAUGUCCCGCUGAGUAAAUUCACCUAUGUAGCGCUUGAGCCGCCGGUUAUUGAUACGCCACAGCUGCGGGACAUGGGCGAGGCGACGCCGCCGCUGGAGUGGAUCGGGCUGCACAGGGACAAGCUGCCAGAGGCAACGCACAGCAUUGCAAUUGUGAGUCUGUUGGAGAUUGCGAGGGAGGUGGAGGAUGCAUACACCAGGAUCUUGGGGGCGAGCUGAUCUCCUUUUUCUCUAUUUCCUUGUUUGGAUCCUACUUGGUAGGCAGGCAUAGCGACGGCGUUAGUGGAUUGGGGCAUCGGUUCGGCCAUUGCUCGGGAAAAGCACGGGAAUUGAUAGUUACGAGUACACACUUACUGUACCACGGGCACUCAUUGAUUACAAACCCCUUUUUUUGUUGUAGAUGUGCUCAGUGAUCCAGAUGUCC